Molecule: messenger RNA, 402 nt
Organism: Microthlaspi erraticum
Lineage: Eukaryota; Viridiplantae; Streptophyta; Magnoliopsida; Brassicales; Brassicaceae
Source: the annotation of a GenBank genome assembly
AUGUCACUGAGGAUGCUCUUAAGCUCCGAUUGUUCCCUUCUCUUUGAGUGGACACGCACUAGCUUGGGAGUCUUCAAUCCAACCUGGAACCGUGACAACUUGGGAACAAUGCAAGCAUGCCUUUCUUGCGAAGUUUUUCCCCACGUCAAGAACGCUCAGCUAAGGAACAACAUUGCGAGUUUCACAACAACUCACGGUGAAACAUUCUCAGAGGCAUAUGAGCGAUUCAAGGGAUAUCAAAUGAAGUGUCCUCAUCACGGCUUCUCCAAAGAGAACUUACUAAGCACAUUGUACAGAGGAGUCUCCCCUAAGUACAAGAUGCAUUUGGAUUCAGCUAGUAAGGGUCAUUUUAUGGGAAUGGAUGUAGAUGAGGCUCGCUUUGGUGGAGAAUGUUGCUCUUAG